Fragaria vesca subsp. vesca is the source of this 545-nucleotide messenger RNA. RefSeq lists its product as uncharacterized. The record is from RefSeq and is a predicted model, not a curated record. The transcript is spliced from 3 exons. NCBI's taxonomy places the organism in Eukaryota, Viridiplantae, Streptophyta, Magnoliopsida, Rosales, Rosaceae. The coding region runs from base 48 to 545 and encodes 165 amino acids.
CGAGUAAAGGUUUCUCCAAAAAAGAAAAUUAUCAGCCAGUAAAGGGUAUGGAGGUGUUGAGGUCAUCGGAAUUCCUCGAAAGCCUGGACCUGUCCGUCGUCCCCAAUCCUGUUGAGCGUCCUCCUCGCGCUUCUACAAUCAUCCCCCGUGAAUGUGGUCCUGAUCUUUCGGAAUUUAUUUUUCCUCCUCAGGAACCAUGUCUCAUAGAUUAUGUGUCACUUUUUUGCGAUGGUUCACCCAUUAAUGGCGCAAUUCCUGGUACAUGUAUAAUUUGUUCCUUGGUUGAUGAACAUGGUGAAUUCGAAUGCCCGUACCAGAGUUUUAUCCCAAAGAAUGCAACUGUUAGCAGCUGUGACAUAGUCUGUAAGGUUUGUGAUCAGUUGUUUUCAGGGCGAUGCAGUAAUCAAGAUGGUGGACGUGCUAAAAUCAGGUUAUGUCAUAAUUGCAUGAUGUUUGGUGACCACUGGGCAUCUCAGUGCCCCAAGGAGGACAGGGCUGUUGGAAUUGUCGACGGUCUGUAUUUCUCUGACGAAAUCAGCAGUUAA